UAUGAUAUUAUAGUACUAGAGUUAUACUAGAGUUUCUAAUCUAUAUAAAUUAUGGUCCUGGGCAAAGUACAAGCAGUAUAAGCAGUAUAAGCAGCGCUCCAACACCUCUGUAAGUUACGAAUACUGCUGGGAAACAGAGUUCCAUAGAGCCUCAGGCUUGGAGCUUCGAUCUCUGGUAUUAACGUCGUACAUUCGGGGACCCAAUGUCCCUGAAUCAAGCCGCCCAGGUCAGACACCAUCAACAAGCGCUUGCAGCUAAGCUGCCGUACGUGCAAUAUGCCUCCAAAAGCAAAGACGAUGUUUGAGCUGGAUAGCCCUUAUUCAGAUGUUGCACUGCCUCAACUAAGCCCGGCUGAUCAGGAUACUAUCCUUAAUCUUCUUACCAGCUUCCUCUCGCCUAUCGGCCACUACCACACCACCCACAUUACCCCCUCAAAAGGAAAACGCAGCAAGAAGGCCAAGCGCCGGGAACUCAAAGGUGGUGCGGCCAAACCAGCCCAAGACGAAGCCUCAGUGCCACCCCCCGAGCUAAUCUCGCAUAUCCUCGUCGGUCUCAAUAGCAUUACCCGGCACCUCGAGUCUCAAUCUCGGAAAGCCUGUCCACCAUCACUUGGUGUGCCAAUACCCAGUUAUGACGGGCCAGCAAACUCACAACGACAUCUCGCCGUAGUCGUCACGACUUGGCCCUCCGUACCUACUAUCCUCACCUCUCAUCUCCACAAGCUUGUUCAGACAAGCUCCUUGCUCCACCACAAUCUCCCGCCGACCCGGUUCGUCACCCUUCCAAGGAGCAGUGAAAAGCGUCUCUGCAGUGCCCUUGGUGUUCCACGUGCGGGUUUUAUCGGGAUAUUCGAUGGUGCUCCUUCUGCUACAGCAGUGAUUGACUUCUGCGUCGCGAAUGUACCCGAAUUAGAGGUCGAUGGUUGGCUGAAGGUUGAUAAGAGCGCCUUCAUGCCACUGAAAAUAAACACCAUUGAAGCGGCUGAUUCUGUUGUGCAGAACAAAGUCUGAAUGAAUGAACUACAUUACCCAC
Messenger RNA from Pseudogymnoascus verrucosus, 1033 nucleotides. RefSeq lists its product as uncharacterized. Bases 277 to 1011 code for a protein of 244 amino acids. The transcript has 3 exons. The record is from RefSeq and is a predicted model, not a curated record. Gene Ontology annotation, cellular component: ribonuclease MRP complex; nucleolar ribonuclease P complex; cytosol. Gene Ontology annotation, biological process: nuclear-transcribed mRNA catabolic process, RNase MRP-dependent; rRNA processing; intronic box C/D snoRNA processing. NCBI's taxonomy places the organism in Eukaryota, Fungi, Ascomycota, Leotiomycetes, Thelebolales, Thelebolaceae. Gene Ontology annotation, molecular function: ribonuclease MRP activity.